This is a messenger RNA of Ostertagia ostertagi, 468 nucleotides long. NCBI's taxonomy places the organism in Eukaryota, Metazoa, Nematoda, Chromadorea, Rhabditida, Trichostrongylidae. The record is from the annotation of a GenBank genome assembly.
CAAAGGCAGUAUUUCAAUCACAACCUUUCCUGCUUUUGCGUGUUCCCUUGUUAUCAAGGCAAAGGAUACGGCACAUUUAUCGUGGACCUCAGUUAUUUGCUCUCGCGAUUGAGUGGACUGCCCGGUGGACCUGAGCGACCAUUUUCGAUCCAAGGUGGUCAAGUUUACAAGAAGUAUUGGUGCAACAGGUUGCUCCACCUUAUUUUUACCAAAGCGCAACUGUUUGGAUGGGAUAACAUGCGUUUGGAUAUUGGAGAUCUUUCCAGGGAGACGGGAAUCCAGGAAGCAGAGGUUCUAGAAGCCUUGACUGGUCUUUGCAACUCCGAAUGGUCAAGGAACAACAGAUCGCUCAUAAUUAAAAUCAGUGAGAGUGCUGUGAUGGAAAUUGGAAAGUACAUAGCAGAAAAGAACCGGUCGAGAUUAUUAGCAAAGGAAGAGAGAAACUCAAACUCUGUGCAGCGGAAAUGA